AUACAUAGCCGAAAUAAAAAAAUAAAACUGGACCGGAUAAAAAGUCAGAAAAUGAAUACUUCUCUUUCUCUCGUUUGUGUCCAAAAGCAUGAUAUUUAUAGAUAGACAGGAGUAGAUAGAUAGGCAUAGUUGGUUGGUCUGAAGUAAAAUAUCUAUUGUAACUACUUUGUGUGCUGUAUUUCAAAUUUAAGGUUGUUAGAACAUGGCAAGCUCAGUUGAGAAAGAGGAACAAGAACAAGUUGCCUUCUUGGAACUCCCUGCUCCUGCUGGCUGGAACAAAAAGUUUAUGCUCAAGAAAGGUGGCACACCUAAGAAGAAUGAGAUCAUAUUCACUGCUCCUACUGGGGAAGAGAUCCCUACCAGAAAGCAGCUGGAGCAGUACCUUAAAUCACAUCCAGGUGGUCCAGCAAUAACAGAGUUCGACUGGGGAACAGGUGACACUCCUAGAAGAUCAUCAAGGAUUAGUGAGAAGACAAAAGCAACUCUGUCUCCUGAAAGUCACCCGACCAGAAAGAGGAGCAAAAAAGCCUCUGAUGGAAAGAGUGUCGGAAAGGUGAAAGAACCUAAUCCUGAGGAAACCCUUGAGAAAGAAGCUGAAGUUCAAAACGCAGAAAAAGAUGAGAAAGGUAAUACAGCUGCAGAAAUUGGGGAAGGUGUGGAGGAAAAAAUGGAUGAAGAUACAAAAUAUGUGGAGAAAGAUGCCGUGAAAGACAAGCAGGCAGAUGAAAAGGUCGGAACUCAAGUUAUAUUGGAGGAUGUUGGUAAGGGAAUUGAAGAUGAGAAUAAAGAAGAAGUCCAUGAGGAAGAUGGAAGAAAAGUAGAAGCUGCUGUGGAAGAAGCUAAACCUGAUGAAGGUGUCAAAGUAACUGUAGAAGCUGAAGAGGACAAGGUACUUGCUGAAGCAGAAAAAGAAACCUCUAAAGAACCUGUGGUUAAUGAGGCACCUUCUGCUACCGAAUUACCCAAGAAAGAUGAAGGAUUCACACAGAAUGCACCGGCUCAAAAAGAAUCGGAAAAAACACCAGUUGAGCCAGGGAAAGAGGUUAACUCGGGGGAGCAGAUCAAACAGGGAAUCACUGUGGAGGAAAAGAUUGAGGAAGGCGACGACAAAACUGGAAACUGUGGCUUGGCAACUCCUAAGCAGAAUGACGUAACAAACAAGUCCGAGGGAGAAGUGGCUGAGAAUGGUAGCUUUGCUAAUGCAGGAUAGAUCAAGCUCGAUCUGAGUGAUCACAAACUUAUCCUUGCUCCUUACUCUUAGUCUGACAUUUCGUCUUGUGGAUUACCCUAAAUGACUGUAGUAUUGUUACACGGGUAACGUAGAUUUCUGAUUUUUGUGUUGCACAUGUAAAAUCAUAGAUUAGCCCUUUUAAUGCUGCGGACUUUUGCUUAAUUAGAGGGACAUGUAGCAUGUACUCCUAUGAUCAGUACCUUGUACCAUUAGCAUUUUACUUCGUAGAUCAGUCCUUCAAUGCAUUGAUAUUUCUUUGCAUCGACUGGGACUUAGGUUGCAGACUUAAAUGAUUGUAAUAUUAUGAAUAAGUAGUUUAUGUUCAGCUACAA
Daucus carota subsp. sativus is the source of this 1563-nucleotide messenger RNA. Its product is annotated as methyl-CpG-binding domain-containing protein 11. Lineage: Eukaryota; Viridiplantae; Streptophyta; Magnoliopsida; Apiales; Apiaceae. Bases 203 to 1210 code for a protein of 335 amino acids. The transcript has 2 exons. The record is from RefSeq and is a predicted model, not a curated record. Gene Ontology annotation, molecular function: DNA binding.